CGUGAGGCCUCUGGACUGCAUCGUUUUUUGCACAAAGACCCCUGGAUCCAGGGCAAAAGGCGCAUAGCCCCCCUUUCCUCUGUUCUCUGCAUGUUCGUGUUCUUCGCCGAUGGGAGAGGAGACAGGCGGCGCCGCUGGCACGGCAAGCUGGUCGGCGGCAAGUCAGUCAUCGGCGACGACUGUGGAUCCGGCGAUGGAGUUGCCACUCCUGAGGACCGAAGCGCAUGGGAGGCCGAUAUACGGUUAUGAAUCAGUGAAAUUCAGUGUGGAGGUGCAUCAUGGUGGGUUUUUUGUGGGGAAGGGAGUGAAUCUGACAUAUUUGGAUGAGAAGAUAUGUUGGUUUGACAAUUUGGACAGAAGAACUUUUUGCAGUGACUACAUCUACUACAUGCUAGCACAAUUGAAUGAUCCUGAUCAUGAGAAAAUUAUGUAUUGGUGCCCACCUGGAAAAACACUUGCAGAUAUGGUGGAAAUCAUCCUGGAAGUUCACUGUCAGAAGAUGGCCAAAGCCUUUGUUCACUCAAAGGUACUGGUUUUGUUUGUCAGGCAUAUCAGAAAACCUGAGAUGCAGGAGGAAGAUGACAUUGUGUUCAAAGGUUGCCCUGUUCUACCCAAAGUUAUAUUUAGUCCACUUAGAAAGGACAAGAAGAUGAAAACAGAGAAACUGUCAGAGGAGGCAGAAAAUUCAGAGCAACAAGAAGAUGCAGAUAUAUCAGAAAAUUCAGAAGUUUCAGAAGAAGAGUAUGAAUGUGAUUCAGACAUAGAUCCUACUUGGUAUGACAGUGAUUAUGGAAUGGAGGAGGAUGAUGAGGAGUAUGACAAGAAUGUAGAUGCUGUUGUGCACGAUGCUUUGAUUGAGAAAGGCAAAAGUAUUGGUGCUGAGUACAGGCAUGUUCCUGGGACAGAUGAUGUGUAUGAAGAUGAUUUGCAGCUGCCAGAAGAGGAUGACUGGGAUAGAAAACAUAAAAGUGACUCUGAUGAUGAGGAGUAUAAGAAGAAAAAAAAGAAGGAGAAACCCAUUUAUAGGUUUAAACCAUUUAACCCAGCUGUUGACAUGGAAAACCCUUAAUUCAAGCUGGGCAUGGUUUUUGAUUCUGUGGAGCUCCUUAGGAAAGUAGUAGCACAGUAUGCAGUGAAGAACAGGGUGCAAAUUAGGAAGAAAAAAAAUAAUAAACAAAGAUUUGAGGCAGUGUGUGAAGAGGGUUGCCCUUGGAAACUAGUGGCUGUCAAUGACAAUAGGACACAAUCUUUUCUUGUGAAGACUUUAAUUGCAGAGCACACUUGUGAGAAGGUCUGGGAUGUCAAAGAACUAACAGCCCCCUUUCUUGCUAGCAAAUAUGUGGAGAAGUUCAGAGAUAAUGAGAAGAUUUCUCUAGCUACAUUUUCAAGGAAAGUUAGGAAGAAAUUUAACAUGGAAGUUAGCAGACACAAGCUAGGUAGAGCUAGGAAAGCAGCAUUGGAAGUGGUGCAUGGGGAUGAGGUGA
Molecule: messenger RNA, 1484 nt
Organism: Triticum urartu
Lineage: Eukaryota; Viridiplantae; Streptophyta; Magnoliopsida; Poales; Poaceae
Source: RefSeq, a predicted model, not a curated record